Molecule: messenger RNA, 4444 nt
Organism: Photinus pyralis (common eastern firefly)
Lineage: Eukaryota; Metazoa; Arthropoda; Insecta; Coleoptera; Lampyridae
Gene: ptc
Product: protein patched
Exons: 6
Coding region: 552-4043 (1163 amino acids)
Biological process (GO): smoothened signaling pathway
Cellular component (GO): plasma membrane
Molecular function (GO): smoothened binding; hedgehog family protein binding; hedgehog receptor activity
Source: RefSeq, a predicted model, not a curated record
AGUUGGAACGUGUUUGUAUUCUUGAUGUGUCAAACAGAACGUAAUAUUCUACAAUGUUAGGAACAUUUAAAGAGAUUCUUUAAUAGUAAGUUUUCGUUUUGUAAUAUGUGAAUGAAUUUCCGGCAAUGCGGAAGUGGAAAUCGGUCGGUGUUGUACUUUAUCGUAGUUUUUUCAACCCCGGUUAGUAGAGCAUCGAUGUUAUUUUGUUUUUAUGUACUUUGACGUAAAAAAAGGCGCGCGUGUGAUUGUGUUAAGUUUUGUCGGAAAGUGUGGUGGCGCAAAAGAGCGCCAAUGUACGCCGAGGGUGAAACGGACUGCAUCUGCAGGACCCUUAGUCACCGCGAGGAUGUCCAACACGUCUGACUCGCAGACUGACCCAGAAAGACAUCGUUCCGAUCUUUACACGCGACCCGGUUGGGUCGACGCUACCGUCGCCUUAAGUCAGUUAGAUCAGAUAAAGACAGACGGCAAUCGUUGUAGGAUACCCUCUCGAAUACCUUGUAUGGCUCGCUGUAUGGUUAUCUUUAGAUCGAUGAAAUAAUCUACCUGGAAUGACAUCGGCAACUCAAAAUGCGAAUCAAAAAGUUGGACUAGAAUUUGGCAACAAAGGCAAGGCUAACGGAGACCGAGGUAUAUUGUGGCUGCGAAGUCGACUUCAACUGCAGUUGCGCUCACUUGGUUCUAUUGUGGAUGUUCACGCUGGCAAGGUGCUCUUCGUCAGCUUAUUGAUAAUUGCCACCUUUUGUGUCGGCAUCAAAAGUGCAGCGUUCCACACAAAUGUUGAGCAACUGUGGGCAAGUGCAAAUACUGAGGAGGUCACCCCAAUUGAUGUACUGUCCACCCAUCAGAUGCUUCUGCAAACUGCCUUAGAACCAGACGUUGGCUUACUGCAUCCGCAUGGCUUGCUAGAACAUUUAUCAGUUUUGCGGCAUGCAACUCAAGUUACUGUAACUAUGUUUGACAUUACUUGGCAUUUGAAAGACAUCUGUCAAUCUCCCGGUAUACCCAACUUUGAUGCUCAAUACAUCGAACAGAUGUUCGAGAACAUGAUGCCAUGCUCUAUUAUCACUCCAUUGGAUUGUUUCUGGGAGGGCUCAAAGCUGCUGGGUCCCGAUUUUCCUGUGAACAUACCGUAUGGCAUAGGGAACAACAUCAAAUGGACCAACUUAAAUCCCAGUCAAUUAGUGGCAAAUAUUAAAGCGCAAGAAUCAAACUUCGACUAUCAUUCGUUGACAGAUUAUUUUAAAAGAUCCGGUAUUACGACCGGGUAUCAAGAGAAACCAUGCUUAAAUCCCAAAGAUCCGGAAUGUCCGGUAACCGCUCCCAAUCAUAAUACUAGUCGUCCGUUAGAUGUCGGAGCAGAACUGACCAGCGGUUGCUACGGAUUUGCCACAAAAUAUAUGCACUGGCCGGAGGAGCUCAUCGUAGGAGGUGUGCAGAAAAAUAAAACGGGCCACAUCAAACAAGCCAAAGCUUUACAGACUGUCAUACAACUAAUGGGAGAGCACGAUUUUUACGAAUUUUGGUCGGAAACGUACAAGGUGCAUCACAUCGGCUGGAGUCAGGAGAAGGCCUCCUUGAUUCUUGGUGCGUGGCAAAAGCGCUUUUCUCAGGAAAUCGAGCACUUAACUGAAAAAAAUGCGACCUCAAAGGCGUAUUUAUUUAGCAGUUUCUCUACCUCAACAUUAAAUCGCAUACUAGCCGAACAUUCACGAUUAGAUAUCAUAAAGUACGCAAUUAUUUUUUUGAUAACUGCUGCUUAUGCCUGGAUUGUACACUCUCCUUUAGCAGCUUUAGGAGUUUUCAUCUUAGCUUCAUCGACAUCCGCUGGCUUGGGAGUUUGCAGUUUGCUAGGUUUACCGAUGAACCUACUUAGUACUCAAGUUCUUCCCUUCGUAACUGUCGGCCUAGCUUUAAGAGAAUUAUUCAUGCUACUGUCAAUGCAGUCGCGUAACAACUUAACACCUACCGAACUUCUGCAAAGAAUGGGAAUGGCCGUUUUCUCGGCAGCUGUAUCCAGUUCCGUUACUCUCUUGGUCGCAGCAAUAAUUCCAGUACCUGCAUUACGAGUAUUCUGCAUGCAAUGUGCCAUUAUAGUACUAUUUCAUGCGAUAUCUAUGAUACUAGUGUUACCUUCAUUGUUGGCUUUAGGAGCGCGAUGUAAAAAAGCUCAAGUACCGUGCUUUCAGACACAACCGAAAAAUGAACCAUCAGCAAACAACAACAACAAUGAUACUGAGCAGGCCACUAGUUUAAUGACAGCGGAAAAAAUUUGUCGCCAGAAGAAGAGCUUACUCGCAUGGCUACUACAUCAAUACAUCGAGUCAGUUCUGCUGAAACCCUUCAUGAAAGUGACUUUAAGUCUUACGUACGUAGUGCUGAUAAUUUUUUGUGUAUUUAACGGACUAAAACUGGAGUACGACGUUCGGCUGUCCUCGUUUUUGCCCAAAAACACUCAAGAAUACAAGUAUUUGGACGCGCAGAAUCGUUUCCUCGGCUUUUACAACUUUUACCUGGUGACCACCGAGUUAGAGUAUCCUCUAAAUCAACCUCUUCUCUACGAAUACCACUCCUCUCUAACGCAAGUGCCACACGUCCUCAAGGAUUCGAACGGUGGACUGAGUAUGAACGAUUUUUGGUUGGAAAACUUCAGGGAUUAUCUGAUGGAUCUGCAGCAAGAGUUUGAUUUAAAUAGAAGCAAAAAUUGUGUCAGUAGUGAGAAAUGGUUCGGAAAUGCUACCGAGAAGGCGGUUCUUGCGUUUAAAUUGCUCGCACAGACUGGAAUAGUCGAGUUUCCUGUCGAUAAAAGCCAGAUUUUUAAGAAAACGCUAGUUAAAAAUGGAAUAAUUGAUCCGAAAGCGUUUUAUAAUUAUUUGUCGGUAUGGAACUGCAACGACCAAAUGUCUUAUUCUAAUUCUCAAUCCAAUUUAACGCCCAAACCGUUUCAGUAUUACAGUUCGAAAAAUGAAUUUGAUUUGAAGAUACGUAAAUCCUUACCACUUGUAUAUACCCAAAUGCCCUUCUACCUCAAAAACCUACGAAAUACGGGGCAAAUCGUUCAGACUCUGAAACAAAUUAGAGAAAUUUCCGAAUCGUUCAGAGUCCGAGGCCUGAAAAAUUAUCCGAUUGGGCUGAUAUUCUCGUUUUUUAACCAAUUUUUAUAUCUGGAUAGCAUGCUCGCUUUACAGUUAGGUAUAACAAUAUUUGUGAGUUUCUUGAUCGCCUGCGUAAUGAUACGAUGGACUAAAUUGUGGUGCACCUUCCUUAGUUUAUUUAUUAACUUGUUGCUCAUGUGUCUAAUGAAUAUCAAUGCAUUUACUGGAACAUUGGGUGCAUUUCACUUCAUCAUAAUUACGCGAAAUGUGAUGUUAAUUGCAACAGGAUUCCUGAGCGCUAUUGGAACACGGGAAAAUCGUUUAAGGAUGUCAUUGGAGUUAAAUAUGGAGCCAAUAUUGAAGGGAGAUGUCGGUUUGCUAAUUUGCGCAACAGUAUUAGUCACGUCACAUUUUGAAUUUAUUCAAUUUCAUAUGUUUACCAUGCUAUUAAUAUCAGUAUGUGGAUCUACCGCUAAUGCGUUGGUAUUUUAUCCAAUUACCUUGCUGUUGGUGGGUCCGAAAGCGGAAGUACAACCUUUAGAGCAUACUGAUAGGAUAUCAACACCACCACCACCACCUGCGGCACCCAUUCCCCCUUCAAGCUCUUCCCAUACGAGACCGAGCUGUCGAAGUACAGCAGCCAAAACCACAAGAGAGCCUAGCCUAACAACUAUUACAGAAGAGAGCUGCAAUCAAAAUAUUAUCAUUGAACCGCAGGUGACAGUCGAAUACAGCAGUCCGGAGUCCAGCUCUAGUGGACAGUAUGCUGCCAAAAUUACCGCCACGGCAAAUAUCAAAGUUGAAGUGGUUGCACCGAUGUACAGAAAUAAAUGUAACAGUUGUAAGCGAACUAAGUGUUCACAUCGUAAACAGCAGUGUCAACAUUGUUGUAAGGAUUCAGAUAGUAGUGAUAGUAAUGUGGAAACCGAUACGAAUCGAAAUAGCUAGCAUUGUUACCUGUAUUCAUUUUAAUCCCAACCGUUUUAAUAUUUAUAAACUAAUUUGGUGUAUUAGCAGUGAUGAAAACGUUUGUAUUCUGGCACUUAAAUAAUUAGGUAAAUUAUUAAUUAGUAGAACAAAUUCUAACUCCAAUUGUUUUGGUAAUUUUUGCACUGCACGAAUUAAAAUUUCGAUUUUAAAAACGGUGGUGGUCACUUUACCCAAUCCUCAUUAAGUUUAGUAAAAAUGUACAUUAAUGUCUAUAUAUUGUUGCAGAAUUUGUACAAAUUUGCUGUAAUUGUGAAAUAAUUUACAGAUUUUGCAAUACCAGCACUUUGUACAAACUGCAGUUAAAUUAAUUUAUUUAUUACAAAAGACAACCUUGUAAGAUAAUAUACUGAAUGUAUUGG